Radiomyces spectabilis is the source of this 957-nucleotide messenger RNA. RefSeq lists its product as uncharacterized. Gene Ontology annotation, molecular function: electron transfer activity. The record is from RefSeq and is a predicted model, not a curated record. The coding region runs from base 79 to 849 and encodes 256 amino acids. NCBI's taxonomy places the organism in Eukaryota, Fungi, Mucoromycota, Mucoromycetes, Mucorales, Radiomycetaceae. Gene Ontology annotation, cellular component: cytosol. The transcript is spliced from 4 exons.
CUCGAGUACUGCGUUAGGCGUGCAAUUCUUUAUCCUUGUUUCUCUUUCCGUCUUUUUCACUCUUCACUUUAAAUAACCAUGUCCAAGUCUUUGCGUAUUUUUGUCCCUGUCAAGCGUGUCAUUGACUUUGCCGUCAAGGUUCGCGUCAAUGCAGCCAAGACCGAUGUCGACCGUAAUGUGAAGCACAGCAUGAACCCUUUUGAUGAGAUUGCUGUGGAGGAGGCUAUUCGUAUCAAGGAAAAGCAGAAAACAACGGAAGUGGUGGCUAUUUCUUGUGGUUCGGCCAAGGCGCAGGAAACUUUGCGUACGGCAUUGGCUAUGGGCGCUGACAGUGCAGUGCACGUCGAAGUCAAGGAUGACAGCACUUUACAACCUUUGGCCGUGGCCAAACUUUUGAAGGCCUAUGCAGAGAAGCAGGAAAAGAAACCCGAUUUGUUCAUCCUCGGUAAACAAGCCAUUGACGAUGAUAGUAAUCAAACAGGACAAAUGUUGGCAGGCUUACUCAAAUGGCCUCAGACAACGUUUGCUUCCAAGGUCGAAAUUGAGAACGAGUCACUCAAGGUGACGCGUGAAGUGGACGGUGGUCUGGAAACCAUCGCCACCAAGUUACCUGCUGUAAUCACCACUGAUCUUCGUUUGAAUGAACCCCGUUAUGCAUCGUUGCCCAACAUUAUGAAGGCCAAGAAGAAGCCUAUUGUGAAGAUCACUCCCGAAGAAUUGGGCGUCGAUAUUUCGCCCCGCAUCGAGACAUUAAAGGUAGAAGAACCCGCCAAGCGUUCCGGUGGCAGCAAGGUUGAAAGUGUAGAUGAUUUGGUGAACAAACUGAAAUCUGAGGCCAAGGUCUUGUAAUAUCCCUCCCCUCUUUUCCCUCCAAAUUUUUCUCUUUCACAAAAAAUGCAAUAAAACAACACAAUAGAAAGUGAUACGUGUCGUGAUAUGAAAAAGAAAGACCGUUUC